This is a messenger RNA of Frieseomelitta varia, 3308 nucleotides long. RefSeq names its product protein bicaudal C homolog 1-B (gene BicC). Gene Ontology annotation, molecular function: RNA binding; protein binding. Gene Ontology annotation, cellular component: cytoplasm. The record is from RefSeq and is a predicted model, not a curated record. The coding region runs from base 963 to 3293 and encodes 776 amino acids. The transcript has 13 exons. Lineage: Eukaryota; Metazoa; Arthropoda; Insecta; Hymenoptera; Apidae.
UCAGUCAGUCGUGCCAGUGAUCCGGACGCGGUCGAAAAUCGUGAGCCGCGACGUGGCCUCCGUUUCCUCCGAACGAGACAGCCGGUUCACCGCCGCGCCGUCUUUUCGCGCGAAAAUUUUCCAUCUACUUGACAAUCGAGAGCCGAGUGCCACCUGCUUGCUGCCUAGUUGCCGAGCUACGUGAUCCACCGGGUCGCUGUGUGCGUUGCGUGUCGUGUGCGGAAAGCGUGCGUGAAUCGCGAGCUGUUGGCUCGAUUAGCCGGCAGCCAAUCCGAGGAACGAGCCGUGCCCCCCCCCCCCUCCCCUCCCCCGAUCGAGCCUACGCUCGCCGCACGAGAUUGAUAACGAUAGAGGGUUUCCGACAGGGGGAAACGCUUCGCACGGAUUUCGGGAGAAUUUUCGCGGAAAGGAGGGGUAGGAGGGGGGAGGGGGAGGGUGGUAGGGGAGGAGGUCACGAAGCGAAAGUCAUCGAUCACAUCAUCGAUGGUCGCCGGCGCCGGUUGGAUCCGUUGGAUCGUGGCGUGUGUCGGAUAGUCGCGAUGAAGUGAACGGAUAACGCGGCGCGGUGGAACGUUCCGCGGUUCUCUCUCGACAGUCGUGGCAGUGAAAGUACGUCACCCGGAGCUGUCUCUGUUCGUUCGAGAUUCUUUCUCUGUCGCGGUCCCGAUAGAGAAGCCUCGAGGGUUUCCCGUCGGCCGCCAACGAGAAACGUAGCUAACAACUCCGGUCAUGUCUCUCGGAGUCUUCUGAAGUUUCGAAGACAGAGAGGAAUAUAAAGGUGAACAGCGAACAGUGACCACGACGGGACAGUGCGAGAGAGAGAGAGAGAGAGAGAGAAUCGUCUUUGCGUUCUGUGUACCUCUCUUUAUUUUCGUCGCUGAUUCAUCGACGUUUCAUCGACGAUUCGAUCGACUUGCCGGAGGAUCGAUACCGAUCGAGAUAUCAAUCACCACUGAACAACGAUGACCGUGAUCAUGGAGGAGACGAACACCUUCGUUACGUGGCCGUCCCGUCUGAAGAUCGGAGCAAAGUCGAAGAAAGAUCCGCACAUAAAGGUCGCGGGGCGACCCGACGACGUACGAACUGCGAAGGAGAAGAUAAUGGAAAUUCUGGACACGAGGCAAAGCAACAGAGUGACUAUGAAGCUGGACGUCAGUUACACGGACCAUUCGCACAUCAUCGGCAAGGGUGGACUAACGAUCAAACGAGUGAUGGAGGAAACUGGCUGCCACAUCCACUUUCCAGACAGUAACCGGAGCAAUCAUCAAGAGAAGAGCAAUCAGGUGUCGAUUGCAGGGGAAAUGGAGGGUGUCGAACGUGCUCGCGCUCGUGUCAGAAGUCUCACUCCUCUGAUAUUUUCGUUCGAGCUACCGAUCAUGAGCGCCUCGCAGAUAAUGCCCGACUCCACGUCGCCGUACGUGGUGAAGAUCCAGGAGCAAUACAACGUUCAGGUGAUGUUCCGCACCAGGCCGAAAUUGCACGCCACUUUGGUGGUGGUCAAGGGCAGCGAAUGGGAGGUGUCUCAUACGAAGGAGGCCACCAUGCUUCUGAUCCACUAUAUGUGCCAAAAUUUAGCUAAUCAGAUACAAGUACAAAUGUCAAUGGAGAUUUCGCCGCAACACCACAGCGUCGUGCUGGGUAAGCAGAGCAGCAAUUUGAAAGUGAUCAUGCAGCGCACUGGCACUCAGAUCAUGUUUCCAGACGCCGGCGAUCCGAACAUUCCCAGCUUGAAGAAGAGUAACGUCACGAUCACAGGUGGCAUUCACAACGUUUACUUGGCUCGGCAACAAUUAGUGGGUUCUCUGCCUCUUGUACUGAUGUUUGACCUUCCCGAAGACUCAAUGUCCUCGGUCGACACCGAGAACGUUUCCCAGCUAAUGCAAUCGCUGGACGUGUUUAUAAACGUGAGGCACAAGCCGAAACAGAGCACACUGUCUGUGAUCAUCAAAGGGAUCGAACGGAACGCCGGCAACAUUUACGAAGCGAGGAAACAGCUUCUAGGUCUGGACGAGCCUAGAGUGCACGCGGAGAUACCGGCCACCUACCACAUUCCGAACGGUAGCUGUAUUUACCAAACUAACACCACCAACGGCUCCACCAAUUGCAACAAUCUAGUGGGUAAUCUGUCCGACAACCUGACGAGCAUACUAACGGUGAACACGCAGACGCCCCCGUACUGCAUAUCGCCAAUUUCUCACUCACCGAAUUCGAUGAGUUUGUCACCCCACUGGAGUUUGUCGCCGAUACCGUCUAUGUUCUCCCCGUUGCUCCAUCACACUUACCCAUACUCGCACCUGAAUCAUCUGUUGACGACGCAGCACAUUAUGCACAACAACCCGAUGUCACCGCAUCCCCACGGACUGCAGAAUCACGGUUACACCGGUAUCGGACAAUUUCACCCGAACGGGCCUACAGGCUUCCACAACAUUCACGGAUUGAACGGCAAUCCAUUGACAGACAGCAAGGAGAGUAGCGCUUAUUCGUCGUUGAGCAGUGUUUCCAGUUCUCUAUCUAGUCCAGCUAUCAGUCCUCGUAACAUAUCACCAGUCAAUCCUACCGAGAAUAGUCAUAAUCUAGAUUUAACCAGCAUGUUGUCAGAUCUUACGGUGUCGGAUCGUCGUGCACCGGGCUGUGAGAAGAAAUCGCUGGAGAUGGCAGCGCAACAAAAUUUCGCCUCCUUCGAUUACGAGCAGAAGAAAAUAUUAGCGGCGAAGGCGAUUCAAUCGAAACCGAAUACCAACGACUACCGUGUCCCUACUUCCGUUUGGUCUGGCUACGGGCUCAGUCAAUCCAUUCCACCGAUAACUACAACCGACAUGAAGAAGGAAUCGACCACCCCCCACCCAUCCGACUUGUGGAAGGAACCAACGACGCCGGUAUUCAGCAGAGAUAUCGACUUUGGACUCGGCUCUGGCAAAGACCGUGCCGGACAGAUCGGUUUCAGUUCGAACUACAUGGAGCACACGCCGUCUUCGCAUUUGAAUAAGAUCACCUCUCAUCGGUUCGACGAUUUGGCCACAAUGUUGAUCAGCGUUGGAUUGGAGAAGUAUAUUCGCCUGUUCACGUCGCACGAAGUGGACAUGGCUACGUUCCCCUCGCUGACGGAGAAAGAUCUGUACGAAAUCGGGAUAACCGCUUGGGGCGCAAGACGUAAAAUAAUGUUGUUAAUCGCUGAAAUGAACAAACGGACUAGCCCAUUCUGUGGUAGCGCCGCUCCUGGUGCGGAACGCAAGACAUCCACGUCGUCGACCACGUCCUCGAUGGAGAAGUGCAAUCUGGAUACCAAAUGGUAGGAGGGACGAAGGAGU